Xiphophorus hellerii (green swordtail) is the source of this 2768-nucleotide messenger RNA. Its product is annotated as peptidase inhibitor 16. The record is from RefSeq and is a predicted model, not a curated record. The transcript is spliced from 7 exons. NCBI's taxonomy places the organism in Eukaryota, Metazoa, Chordata, Actinopteri, Cyprinodontiformes, Poeciliidae. Gene Ontology annotation, cellular component: extracellular region. Bases 103 to 1176 code for a protein of 357 amino acids.
ACACACACACACACACACACACACACACACACACACACACACACUGAUCCACACCGCUGGACUCUGGACCGCCUCAGGAUUCCCUCAGGACCGUUACCCACCAUGCACCUCAGGAGCCAGUCUGAGCAGCAGGGGGCCCCUCAGGUCGGGGCCCCUUGGCGGAGCUCCAGGACCAGUGGGGCGUCUGCGCCGCGCCGCACGCCGAUGGGAGCUCGUUCCUGGGUGAGCCUGCUGCUGGGGGCCCUGCUGGUUCCUGGAGCCUGGAGCUUCCUGAGCGAGUCGGAGGAGGAGCUGCUGGUGGAGAUGCACAACUUCUACAGAGGACGGGUUUCCCCCAGCGCGUCGGCCAUGAUGCCCCUGAAAUGGGACCCGAACCUGAAGCUGGUAGCGGAGGGCUACGCUGCUAAAUGCAUCUGGAACCACAACCCGGCGCUGGACGACACGGGGGAGAAUCUGUUUGUGAGCAGCGGGCCUCUGGACCUCCGAGACGCUCUGGAGAAAUGGUUCCUGGAACAUUUGAACUUUGACUACCAGAACAACAGCUGUGAUGAAGACAAGAUGUGUGGGCACUACACACAGAUGGUUUGGGGCGACACACACCGGGUCGGAUGUGCUUUCCAUCUCUGCAACACGAUGGAGUUGCUGGACUGGGAGCGAGUGUCAUUCCUGGUCUGCAACUACUUCCCAGCGGGGAACUUUGAGGACCAGCGGCCGUACGUUGAAGGCGACUGGUGCUCCAGCUGCCCAGAAAACCUGCAGAAGUGUGAGAACAAUCUGUGCGUUCCUGACGUGGAGGAAGAGGAGGUCACCGUGGGGUCAUCUGAUCCGCCUCCUGCUGCCAGUCCUUCAUCAACGUUCACUGCUGCUCCUGCUGCCACGACUCCCAGAGCUCCCAAUACUCCCAGUAUGACCCCCACGGCACGCAGCGCUGCAGACUCGCCUCCUCCAGGAACCGCGGAGCAGGAAGUCUUCUUCUCUCCCACAUCCAGAGCACCGCGGGAGGAAGAGGAGGCCGGGAAGAGCGAUGAGAAGGAGAGGGAGGAGAGAGUCAUCAGGAAGCAGGAGAUCUGGCAGAAAACGUUUCCUCAGUCCAACAUCUCGGCCGGUUCCGGUUCUGUGAGCGCGGCACCGGUCCUGCUGGCCGGCUUGGCCGGACUCCUGACUCUGUGGCUGUGAGCAGAACCAGGAGAACCGCCGGGGAGCGAACGGCCUCCCGCUCUGACCCUUAAUAAUUCACAAGCUGCUGUUUUAACUACAUCUGGACUGGAAACUGGGUCAGAGAACCUGAUUCAGCCUGAACGGAACCAGAACCAGAACCAGACCUGGGGGAAAACGAGCUGAUCUGACGGGAACAAACACAAACCGGAGACCGGAAACUGGAAAACAAAGUUUUCCACUGGAAGCAGGUUUACCUGCCGAAGCUGCUAAAUUAGAAAGAUGUCUCACUCUUUUAAAAAUCUAACAUUUAAGAAACGAACCAAUGGGCUUCCGUUUGUAAAGUUACACAGUCCGAAAUUAACAGCAAUAAUUUGAUUUAAUUAAACGGUUCAUAUUGCAGUCAUUUUUUAAAACCAUAUCAUUAUUUCAUUAGCAGCUGUUACAGUUAGCAAGCUAGUUAUUUAGCUAGCAAGAAAGAUAUCUAGACUAAAACUAAAUAUUUAGCUUCAAACUAUUUAGCUAUUAGGCUAAAUAUUUAGCUAGCAAACUCGAUAUUUAGCUUCACACUAUUUAGCUAACGAGCUAAACAUUUAGCCUCAAACUGAAUUUUAAGCUAGCAAGCUAAAUAUUUAGCUUCAAACUAAAUAUUUUAUUACCAAGCUAAAUAGUUAGCCUUAAAAUGAAUAUUUAGCUUCAAAUUACAUAUUUAGUUUGAAGCUAAAUAUUUGGUUUGCAAACUAAAUCUUUGUAUUCAAACUAAAUAUUUACCUCAGAACUAAAUUAGCAGAUAUGGAGAUUAAAUUUCUGGAUUUAUCGACGUGUGAAUUUCCAUUUUAGCUAAAUAUUUAGCUAAAACUGUGACUUUUAUAAAUAAAUGAAUGGAACGAGGAAAAAUAUGACUUUGGAAAUUAAAGCCCCAUUUUCUUCUUUUAUGCUAAAUAACCCAAAUUAUUGCUGUUUAUUUUGUAACUUUGCAAAAGGAGUUUGUAUGAAUCCAGUUGAACUCCCAGAGUUUACAUUGUGACAUUAAAGUGACGGUUCAUCGGAUUGCUGAGGCGUAGUCAGUAUCUUACCUCAGGUACCCUAAGAUCAGGUGUCCCAUCCUGACAGUCCAGGUCCGGCGCUAAGCUAACAAGUCCUUUCAGCUAAUCCCCGAUUUUAAUCAUUAAAUGAUCCCAGAAUAAUCACCGGAAAACAAAAUUAGCGACUUCACAUAAAGUCCAAGUUUGUCAGAUUUUCUGUUGUUGCACCGUUUCCUUGGCGACUGUGGGAAUAAAGUUUUUAAUAUUUUUGUUGAUUUGUGAUGUUUUUCCAUGAACUGUCGGAGCAGAUGUCCACGAAGGACCGUCCCUGUCUCCAUGGUAACAAGGGUUUUAAUGUUCACUACAGAACCAUUAUGGGUCAGAACGGAUCGAGUUGGAGACGUUUUCACUGGGAGUCCAAGGAAAAUGUAGGAGAAAAUGUUUGAAGUGACGACUCUGCUUCUGCUUCUCUUCUCUAACCGAAACUGGCUGUUGAAACUGUCGGCUAACCGUCGGCUAACCGUCAGCUAGCCAGCAACUUUAUGUAAAUGUCUGUAAAAAAAAGAAUUAAACUUCUUCACCACAACC